Molecule: messenger RNA, 570 nt
Organism: Symbiodinium sp. CCMP2456
Lineage: Eukaryota; Dinophyceae; Suessiales; Symbiodiniaceae
Source: the annotation of a GenBank genome assembly
AUGGCAAGUGCCGAGCUUCCAGACAUCGAUGACAAGAAGGCUGGAAGCCUCUACUCCAAGACGGAUCUGCUGAAGGCCGCCAAUGAGUUCUUCAACGAUGCGCUACCACGCAUAGGGUUCCAAGAGGACCAUUUUUGGACCAACAUUCGGAUAAUGCUUUGCGUCGCUUGCUGCGCCUUCGGGUGUUAUGCGCAAUUCGUGCUGAAAUUUCCAAAGGACAGAUUGAUGAUCGGUGUCUGCGUUGCUGGCUACUUUUUCUUCACUGGCCUCGUGACGCUGAUAGACAUGCUUGUCAUCAAGACAUCAGUCAUUUGCAUAAAGGUCAGUGGUCAGACAGUCUUUGUUGACGUGACCAUGCAGCCGUUCUCGCACGAGAUGACAAUUGGUUUGAGGAAUCAUAUUGGCUUGAAAAAGGACACGCCGAUUUCGCACAAGACCUCGGUCGGGGAAUACUUCGAUAGCGACGGCUACUUGGGCCAAGAGGAGAUCCUCGCCGCCUUCAUGAAGCUGGUCAAGCGCUUUGAAAAAGAGCACGACGGCAAAGAGGCUGAGAAGAAAAAGGACAAGUGA